UAUAUAUAUAGUAAAAAAAUUCGAUGAGACUGUUGCUCGACACCCCUUCACUCAACGUGGGUCCACCCUUGGGAGAGAGAGUGGUUGAAAAAUGGCUUUUAAAAAAACUGUUUUUGGAAAGAGAAAUGACAGUGAAUCUGAUGUGGAUGGCUUGUCAGCUAUACCUAAUUGACUUAAAUCUUGUUGUCUCGUGGGUGGUAACAAACUAAUAAUUUCACUUCGGACAAUGAUAGGGGGGUCAUAAGAUUCCUACAAGGUUCGGUGUGUAGUUAGAAAAAUAGGGACAAAUUAGAGGGGUUUUAUGUUCCCCUAUUUAAAUUGUUGCUAAUAUUGUUUAUAUGUUCUUUCCCCGCAAAUUCUGUCUGCUAGCAUCUUAUAAUUGAAUUUCAGCCCUCAAACUGUUUGUAUAUCUUAAAACCUUAGCCCCAUAAUCCUCAAAUUUUCUUUUCCCAUUCACCACAUUGGUAUUAUGGUGCACAUCUUAAAGAUGUAUUUAAUCUAAGCUUUGAUCUCUAACAUUGAUGUGUAUUUAUGUUGAUUGAUUCUGGUGAUUUUCUAUUCGUUUUUGGAAGAUAAGGUCCCUAUUGUGCUUUUGGUGUUUUAAGAAUAAGGAGAUGCCUGUGAACCUAACAUUCCAUUUUGUUUAAAAUGUGGAGAAAACUUAAGAUUCUUUGAAUAGUGUGUGGCAGGAAGUCAGCGCAGAUUCAGAGCCUGCUAUCUUAUAACCCAACUUGUAGAAUUUUCCUUGUGAGGACCAUUUUAUCUUUGCCAAAAUGGACAAACUACAUACUGCAAUCUGUGCUUUUAAUAGAAAAUACCAUGUUUGGAAAUUUUGCUUGAAUGCGAUGCCAUUAUAAAUUCUCUUUUCCAGAAAAAGUGAAGGGAAAGGAUGAGUUUUGUUUAUUCAUUAAGAAACUGUGUAGUCCUAUAACGGCUCUACCCGUCAUAUCCAUGCCAACCUAGUUUCCACACCACCACUUGCAGUUUUCCUUGUUGUGCUAUGUCUUCUUCCUAAUGCGCAGCAGCACACAUUAACUGCUUCAUAGUCCUUGGUAUAUUGAUCCCUCAAAAGGACUCAAAUUCUGCUCCAAGGCGGACGUUCUUCACUAUCUUAGCAGUGUUGACAGUAAUUGUUCUAAGAGUUCUAAUACGAAGGAAAUGGAGAAUAAAGGCACCAAUAAGUGUUUUAUUGAGAAGACUGCAUCAGAAGGGUUGCCACCAGGAUGGAUUAAGGAAUUGAAGGUCAGGAAAAAGGGACGCAAAAUCAGGAAAGACCCGUAUUAUAUUGAUCCUGUCAGUGGACAAACUUUCCGCUCUUUGAAGCAAGUUUCUCGGUUCCUUGAAACUAGAGAGCCAGGAAGGUUUGAAUCCAAGCCCGAUGAUAAAUGUCCUGACACAUUAGAACUUGAAGAACCUUCUUCUUUGUUUCCUGCUGAAGCUGACGAGCAGAUAUCACUAGACUGUGAUGCAUCUUGCAAGGAAGUUAAUUCGAACCAGAAGCUGAAGUUGGGUGCUGAACAUAUGGCACAUUCCAGUUGUGUAGAAGGCAGUAUGUCAUCCUGUGAAGGUUUAGGAGAUGCUGUAGCAGAGAAUGCGGCAGAGGAGAAAAUUGAUAAAGUUGUUUCAGAUCCUGCUAUUGAAGAACAUCGAGAAAAGGACGAUGAUGGGGAAGUUGUCUCGAAUACUGUUAGUGGAGGACAUCAAGAAAAGGAGGAUAUUGGUAAAGUUAUCUUGGCUACAGCAAGUGGAGAGCAUCAAGAGGAGGAUGAUGAUGGUAAAGUUAUCUCGGCUACAGCAAGUGGAGAACAUCAAGAAAAAGAGGAUGAUGGUAAAGUUGUCUCGAAAACUGUAAAUGGAGAAAAUCAAGACAAGCCAUCACUAGACGGAGUGGAAAAGCAUGACCAGAAAACAUUUCAACGGAAAAGAAAAAAGGGUAUGAACAUGCCUAGCAGAGCAUCAAAACGGCUUGCUGGUAUUAAAGCUGAUACAUCUCUUAAGCUCCAAACAAAUGAUCAAACCCAGCUAACUUCAGUUAGACAGCAGGAGGGGACACAAGCUGCCACCUCCGAUAACCCUUUGAAUUUUACUAAUACCAGUAAGCAUGUUGCAAGUACAGUAACUGGUAUAACCAUCAACAAGAAGGUAGAAACUGGGAAUCUGACCAUUAAAAGGAAACAACAUCUUGUUACUUCACCACAAACGGAGGGAGAGAAGAAGCCUUCUCCAGCUGAACCUGCAAAAACUGUCCUUGCUAGCUGUGAUGUCGAUAAGAAAGGUGAAACAGCUCUUGAAUCAUCUUUAAGUGAUCUUUGGACGGACCCGUGCAUAGAAUUUGCUAUAAAAACUCUAACCGGUACAAUUCCAGUCAUAAACGAAAAGAAACUGGAUGAGAUCCCGGGUUCUAGUUCUAGCAAGCCCUCUGUUAAUACUCCUUCCUCUGUGGGCUUACCUUCUGAUGAAAUAUGGGCAGAUCCUUGCUUCAUGUUUGCUGUCAAGACUCUUACUGGUGAAAUACCGAUAGGGGACGAGUUAUGCUCUCAGAAGAUAGUCCAGCAGCAAUGCACUUCAUCACCAAACAUCAGAUUUGAAGAGUUUGGCCAGGCUAAUCUACCGCGCUAUGCAGCACCAGAAAUGUCUUCAUACAAGCAACAGCCUGCAGUAGCCCCUAAUGCAUACCAGAAUCGUUGGUUCGCUAAAUUCGGUUCUCAUCGGCCUUCACCACUUUGUUAAGAAUGAUCAUAUGGUAGAUUGUAACUUAAUGUUAGGAAGUUCAGCCUAGCUUGUAGUAGUAUAUCAUUAUAUAAACUAAAGUGCCUGAGCUAACACAGGCUCAAAUUUUUAAGCAGUAAAAACUAUAAUGUAAAAACAUUAAUCACAUCUGUGUAAUUUUUGUCGUAAAACACUUAUAUAAUAUAAAUUUGAAAACUUUUUCAA
Messenger RNA from Solanum lycopersicum (tomato), 2934 nucleotides. Its product is annotated as methyl-CpG-binding domain-containing protein 13. The record is from RefSeq and is a predicted model, not a curated record. Gene Ontology annotation, molecular function: DNA binding. Lineage: Eukaryota; Viridiplantae; Streptophyta; Magnoliopsida; Solanales; Solanaceae.